UGUUGUAAAGCACAGAGAGAGAGAGAGAGAGAGAGAGAGAGAGAGAGAGAGAGAUUCUUUUUUUUUUCUUGUAACGGCGUUGUUUGACGAUUGAUAAGUCACAAAGCGAGGAGGAGGGAGGAGGAGGAGGUUACAGUUACAGAGAGAGAGAGAGAGAGAGCAGAGCAGGAGGAUUUGGUGACUUUGGUUGCGUUACGAUUCAGAUCUCUGGAUUGAUCGUUACUUACAUGCAUUAGAGAAGACCCACACUAAGACAAGAAACGUGGAGACGGAAUCCAAGGAGGCUCCUGUCCUUUUCAACCCCUACCACCACCACCACUUCUUACGCCUCUUUCACCUUCUUCUUCUUCUUCUUCUUCCCAUUCAAGACAGAAGAAGAUACUGUACGAUUCAGAAUAUUAUUAGCUUUUUUUUUUGAAUUUCCGGCUGCGGCGGAUACGGCUGGUUUUUAUAGUUGGAGCUGAUGGCGAAUCACGCAGGUGAAUGUUUAUACGAUGAGCUAUGGAAAUUAUGCGCGGGGCCUCUUGUGGAUGUGCCUCAAGCGGGAGAAAGAGUUUAUUAUUUCCCUCAAGGUCACAUGGAACAACUGGAAGCGUCAACGCGACAGGAUUUGAAUACGAGGAAGCCACUUUUCGAUCUUCCCCCUAAGAUUCUCUGCAAUGUUAUGAACGUUCGUCUUCAGGCGGAGAAAGAUACAGAUGAGGUGUAUGCCCAGAUUACUUUGAUCCCUGUAGGAACUGAAGUUGAUGAACCUAUGAGUCCUGAUACCUCUCCUCCCGAAACGCAAAAGCCAAAGGUUCACUCUUUCAGCAAGGUUUUGACAGCCUCUGAUACAAGCACCCAUGGUGGGUUUUCCGUUCUAAGGAAACAUGCGACCGAAUGCCUUCCUCCACUGGAUAUGACCCAGCAAACCCCGACCCAGGAGUUAGUAGCCGAAGAUGUGCACGGUUAUCAGUGGAAAUUCAAGCAUAUUUUCAGAGGCCAACCACGCAGGCAUCUAUUGACGACAGGCUGGAGCACCUUUGUUACAUCAAAGAGAUUGGUCGCGGGGGACACUUUUGUAUUUCUGAGAGGGGAGAACGGAGAGUUGCGGGUUGGAGUCAGACGUGCUAAUCGUCAACAGAGCAGUAUGCCUUCAUCUGUCAUAUCAAGUCAUAGCAUGCAUCUAGGGGUGCUUGCUACUGCAUGCCAUGCUACUCAAGCUAAAACUAUGUUCAUUGUAUACUAUAAACCAAGGACAAGCCAAUUCAUCAUUAGCUUGAACAAAUAUCUAGAAGCUAUGGACAAUAAGUUCUCAGUAGGGAUGAGAUUUAAGAUGCGGUUUGAGGGAGAGGAUUCCCCUGAAAGAAGAUAUUCUGGCACGGUUAUUGGUGUUAAAGACUGCUCCCCUCACUGGAAAGACUCAAAAUGGCGAUGCCUAGAAGUUCAUUGGGAUGAGCCUGCAUCGAUUCCAAGACCGGAUAAGGUUUCACCUUGGGAAAUCGAGCCGUUUGUAACUUCAGAAAGUGUUCCCCAGUCAGUUAUGGUGAAGAACAAAAGACCCCGUCAAUUUAGUGAAGUAUCUGCUCUUGAUGUAGGCAUAACAGCUUCAAACCUCUGGAGUUCUGUAUUGUCGCAAUCCCAUGAGUUUGCACAAUCGUGCAUCACCUCACAGAGGAGUCCUUCUCAGCAAUGUUACCGUGAUUCAACUGAGGAUGCUAAGAAAUCUGACUGGCUAAAUAACUCUUACUCUGUGUCAAAUGUAUCGAAGGAAUCAACACUGAACGACCAAAUGAUUUCCCCAGUCGAGCAGAAGAAACCCGAGACAACCGCUACUUAUAGAUUAUUUGGAAUUGAUCUGAUGAGUCCAAUCGAGGAGAAAACUGCACCUAUGCGACCAAUCAACAUAACCACACCGACUAUGGACAGUAACUCAGACCCAAAAUCCGGGAUUUCAAAAGUACCAGAAGAGAAAAAGCAGGAACCUGCGCAGACAUCACCGAAGGAGGUCCAGAGCAAACAAAACAGUUCUACAAGAAGCCGUACCAAGGUGCAAAUGCAAGGCGUACCCGUGGGCAGGGCUGUGGAUUUAGCUGCACUAAAUGGGUACAAUGAGCUUAUAGAAGACCUUGAGAAGCUGUUUGACAUAAAAGGGGAACUGCAGAGUCGCAAUCAAUGGGAAGUAGUGUUCACAGACGAUGAGGGAGAUAUGAUGCUUGUCGGUGAUGACCCAUGGCCUGAGUUCUGCAAUAUGGUGAAGAGAAUAUUCAUAUGGUCGAAAGAGGAAGUGAAGAAAAUGACACCGGGGAACCAACUCCGGAUGAUGUUAACGGAAGUUGAAACAACGUUCACAACAACUUCCAAAACAGAUAAUCAUUCCAACUGAUUCUUUCGUCUUUGUUCUCACUGUCUGUGUUGUUGCGAGGGAACAACACAACAAAUGGGUUUAAACAGGAAAACCACAUCCCCCUUAUGCUUGAAAAAAUGGCUCGUUUUUUUGGGAGCCUCUUGUGGAGAAAGAGGGUUUAGGAUGAGAGAGAGUUUUCUAAGUUCAAAUGUAGGCUUUUGGAAGUUUUUAUUUAUUUUUAUUUUUCUAAUUAGGAGCUUUGUAUUAAAUUAUUAAUGUGUAAGAGUAAUUAACGAACAAAAAAAAAAAAAAGAAUGAGAAAAAUGAGAUUUGUGAAUAACUGAUGAAGGACUUUUGGGACGUGUGAAUCAAUAGUACCUCAUGCAUGGCUCUCUCGUGUGUAA
Molecule: messenger RNA, 2730 nt
Organism: Capsella rubella
Lineage: Eukaryota; Viridiplantae; Streptophyta; Magnoliopsida; Brassicales; Brassicaceae
Product: auxin response factor 9
Exons: 14
Coding region: 464-2365 (633 amino acids)
Biological process (GO): regulation of DNA-templated transcription; response to hormone
Cellular component (GO): nucleus
Molecular function (GO): DNA binding; protein binding
Source: RefSeq, a predicted model, not a curated record